GCUAUGAUUGGAAAGUGCUUAGUGUUGCUGUCAAUUUUACAAAAUAUAUCGUUGCAAUGUUCAACUCCAUCAUUCGACAACGCAUUAGUAAACGUAAACGAGAAAUACGUAAACGUAACCGGCUGUAUUUCGCCGGCUUCCCUCAACUACGCAGGCGAAAUUACUUACCUACACUUGGCCGAGCAGAACGUGCCCGAUUUAAAUAGGGGCGCCAUACGAAACGUUUCCAGCAAGUUCUACUUGUCCCUUCCCCGCAACGGCAUCGAGAUCUUGCGAGAGGAGGCGUUUUUAAACCUUCCGGGAGUUGCAGACAUCGACCUGAAUGGCAACAGAAUCCAAUGGAUCGUCGAAAACUCUUUCAGAGAUUUACCGUCGCUUGUUAGGGUGAGUUUACACAGUAACGAGGUGAGCGAAAUUUCACCGCGCGCCCUUUGCGACCUACCGAAAUUGGAGGAGGUCAUCUUUACGAACAACAGGCUGGAGACCUUUAACCAAGCUUGGUUUUACCGGACUCCUCGGCUUAAGGUGUUAAAGUUCCAAGAAAACUUUCUUAGAAGUGUCCCGAAAGGGUGUUUCUUUAACUUGCCGAGUAUUACCCAGAUCCACUUUGGGCACAACCAAAUCGAGUUCGUGGACAAGGACGCGUUUCGAGGUCUGAGAAGGUUGGAAACGUUGAGUUUGUUCGACAACAGGCUGAAAAACUUCGAGGUGGUUUUCCACACGCCAUCAAAAUUAAUGGACAUUUCACUGGCUUGGAAUAAUCUCACGUAUAUUUCUGAUCAGAUGUUGGAGACGUUGCGUCCUAUCGAUCUCGUGCUCACUCUAACCGGCAACCCCUGGCAGUGCGCCUGCUUUGACAAAGUAAUGAACUGGAAGAUGAAGAAUAACAAAACGCUUGUUUUUGAGUGGUUCCAUUUUCGGGAAGAUGGCGUUGUCUGUAUUUAUCCAAAGACGAACUCGGAUCAGUGUAUUCAACGCAGUGAUGAUGAUUUUCAAAAGGAGUAUUGGAUCCCGUUCAAAUAUUGCGUGAUGAAUUGUUAAUGAUGUGUAUGUAUCGAUUAUGUUGUAGAUAACAGAAGAUAAAUGAAGACCCAGGAAUUAUUUAACCAUCGGCUAGUUCAUAGAAAAUUUGUCUUUUUCUCUAAAUCUGAAAAUCAAAGAUUGACAAUCUGGUUUGAC
Messenger RNA from Photinus pyralis (common eastern firefly), 1179 nucleotides. Its product is annotated as phospholipase A2 inhibitor-like. Gene Ontology annotation, molecular function: protein binding. The record is from RefSeq and is a predicted model, not a curated record. The transcript has a single exon. NCBI's taxonomy places the organism in Eukaryota, Metazoa, Arthropoda, Insecta, Coleoptera, Lampyridae. Bases 4 to 1041 code for a protein of 345 amino acids.